Molecule: messenger RNA, 630 nt
Organism: Aureobasidium musti
Lineage: Eukaryota; Fungi; Ascomycota; Dothideomycetes; Dothideales; Saccotheciaceae
Source: the annotation of a GenBank genome assembly
ACUAUCAUGAACAGAAUCCCACUCUGGGUUCCACCCGCCGCAAAAGGCAUCUUCAUCGGCAUAACCACCUGGAUAACCGUAAACGACCACUUCUUCGAACCCGUAACAAUAGAAGGCGUCUCCAUGGCCCCCACUCUGUCCCCCCUCCUACAACGAAACCGGCGAAAAGACGUACUUCUCAUNGAAAAGUGGAAACCCACAAAAGAUCUCGAAAGAGGUGAUGUGGUGAUGCUGAAUCUCCCACACAAGCCAGAGAAGCUGGGGAUUAAGCGAGUGGUUGCGUUGGAGGGGGAUUGGGUCACAUUGGAUUAUAAGAGGAGGCCGAAAGAGAGUAUUGAGGGGCCGACGGCGGCGGGUCAGGUUUGGGAUGCUAUUGGGGAGCAGAAAGAGUUUGGAGUGGGAAAGAGGAGGUGGAGGGUUCCUCUUGGUCAUGUGUGGGUUGAGGGUGAUAAUGCAGGCAUGAGCAAAGACAGCAACACUUACGGUCCAUCAUUGAUUGCAGCCAAGGCUAUAUACUGUCUCUGGCCGUGGGAACGCUUCGGCGAAAAACACUGGACUGGUUACAAUGUCAAGACCAAAGUCGAACGAGCUACAGAGGUUGAGUAUGGUGAGUGGGAGAACUUGUACUGA